AUGAAUGACACCAGCGGCGCUCCCUUAGCAAUUGAUUUUGAUCUUUAUCCUGCUCUUAUUCAAUGUUUCUUUAUUAUUGGUGUCGGUUAUGUUGCUGGUCAAUUAAAGUUAUUAACAAAUACACAU
Messenger RNA from Rotaria sp. Silwood2, 126 nucleotides. The record is from the annotation of a GenBank genome assembly. Lineage: Eukaryota; Metazoa; Rotifera; Eurotatoria; Philodinida; Philodinidae.